UCAUUUUGUAACGCAGCUGCAGACGCCAAUCCCCUUCGGCAUCAAGCGUUGUCUUCUUUUUCUACCAACUUGGCAUCGUUCAGUCUUUCCCAGUUGGGUCCUUUUUCGUCAGUCGUCGUCAGGACUUUAUACAUUCUUCUAAAAUGGGUCGCGUUCGUACGAAAACCGUCAAGAAGGCCGCCAAGCUGAUCAUCGAGAAGUACUACACUCGAUUGACGUUGGACUUCCACACCAACAAGAGGAUCUGUGAAGAGAUUGCCAUUAUCCCUAGCAAACCUCUGAGGAACAAGAUUGCUGGGUUUGUCACCCAUUUGAUGAAACGUCUGCAACACAAGACUGUUCGUGGUAUUUCUAUCAAGCUUCAAGAAGAAGAGCGUGAGAGAAGAGAUAACUAUGUCCCUGAACAAUCUGUUUUGGAUAUGGACACUAUAGAAAUCGAUUCUGAGACCAAGGAGAUGUUGAAGAUGCUGGAAUUGGAGAAAAUUCCCAAGCUUCAUGUAGUCAAUCCUACACCAACUGGACAUACUGGUGGACAUGGUGGACACAGUGGCGGCCCGCAUCACGGUGGUCAACGUCGUUAAGAUUUCUGUAUUGCCCAUCUCCUUGUUUGAUUGUGAAAUACAAUUCUUUAUCAAGGACAA
Daphnia pulicaria is the source of this 641-nucleotide messenger RNA. It is a transcript of the gene RpS17, whose product is annotated as 40S ribosomal protein S17-like. Gene Ontology annotation, cellular component: ribosome. Gene Ontology annotation, biological process: translation. Gene Ontology annotation, molecular function: structural constituent of ribosome. The record is from RefSeq and is a predicted model, not a curated record. The transcript has 4 exons. Lineage: Eukaryota; Metazoa; Arthropoda; Branchiopoda; Diplostraca; Daphniidae. Bases 144 to 581 code for a protein of 145 amino acids.